CUGCUCGGUGUCGACAUAGGCACCACCAAUGUAAAGGUGGUGCUGGUAGAAGAGGCCACUUUUAGCGUUCUCCACCAGCAGACCCGUCCUCUAGGUAGCCUCGAGCAUGUGGAGACCCCAGGCGCAGCGGAGAGGUCCGCUUCUCAGAUAUUCCAUGCCAUAGAAGAGUGUGUGUCGAGUCUGGAGGUGGAGAAUCACCAGAUGAUGGAGGACGUGAAAGCUAUUGGGGUGUGUGGACAGAUGCACGGGUGCAUCCUGUGGAAUUCUAAAAGAGGCACACUGUUCAACACAUCAACUGGAGCUCUCUGUGCUGAAAACACAGAGUGUAGCAAUCUUUUCACCUGGCAAGAUUCACGCUGCAAUACGAGCUUCAUCUCGUCCCUCCCAAAAAUGCCUUCUGGGGGAAACCCUCCCGUUAGUGCUGGUUAUGGAUGUGCAACACUAGCCUGGCUCCAGCGCCACAAUCCAGAGACACUGUCAAAGUACAACAGAGCAGGCACUAUCAUGGACGCAGUAGUGGGUGCCCUGUGCAGUGGAGGCAAGGAAGCAGUGGUGAUGUCAUCCCAAAAUGCCACCAGUUGGGGCUAUUUCAAUCUCUCUGCUAUGAAAUGGCACACAGAGCUAUUGGAGGAUUUGUUUCCGCUGGGAUUGCUGCCGAGCGUGGAAGAUGCACCUUACCUAGCUGGUCGGUUGAUGUCAGAGUGGCACCGUAUCCCCCGAGGAACCAAGAUCUCUGUGGCAAUGGGAGAUAUGCAGUGCUCCGUAUUCGCUGCCCAGCCAGAGCUCACAGAUGCAGUUCUAAACAUGGGCAGUGCCAGUCAACUGGUUCUGAUAGAGCCACUGAGGGCAGAAGAGACUCCAGAAAAGCUGCCUCCCCUCUCACUACCACACUCAGUGGUUCGAGUCCCCUACUUCAGCGGUAGCCAUCUGUUCGUUGCAGCUGCUCUUGGCGGUGGCGAUACAAUUGCUCUUUUCAUCAAAACUCUCCAGAGCUGGUUGGGAGAGCUUAUGGGGGCAACCCCAACCCUCGAAUUCGAAGAGGUGUACAAGAAAGUGAUGGAGUCAGCAGGCGAGAGACUGGAGACCCCACUGAAGAUGGACCCUCGCGUGUGGGGAGAGAGACACGCCCCCGAGGUACGAGGACGAGUGUGGAACGUUGGUCCUGAUGAUCUCACUCUCGGGGAUGUGGGGAGUGCAAUUGUCAGGGGACUCGUGGAAAACCUUCGUGAUAUGAUCUCACCUCACCUCCUGGAAUAUCAUCAGGUGGAGAGGGUGCUGGUCAGUGGGAAGCUGGUACAGAGCUACUCCGUGUUUCAAGAGCACAUCCAACGAGUCUUUGAGUUGCCUCUCGUCCUCAAGAAGGACGCAGACGCUCCCUUGGGUGCUGCCAUGGCAGCCGCACAACUAUAAAAACUCUGAUAAAAAAACGCAUCUUCAAAUCUAUAGCUAGAGGUGUGUCCUUAUGUUGAUACA
Messenger RNA from Geodia barretti, 1473 nucleotides. Lineage: Eukaryota; Metazoa; Porifera; Demospongiae; Tetractinellida; Geodiidae. The record is from the annotation of a GenBank genome assembly.